Molecule: messenger RNA, 1533 nt
Organism: Plectropomus leopardus (leopard coralgrouper)
Lineage: Eukaryota; Metazoa; Chordata; Actinopteri; Perciformes; Serranidae
Gene: agxta
Product: alanine--glyoxylate aminotransferase a
Cellular component (GO): peroxisome
Molecular function (GO): L-serine:pyruvate transaminase activity; L-alanine:glyoxylate transaminase activity
Source: RefSeq, a predicted model, not a curated record
ACAGAGGGGUGUGCUCAGCUCAGGCUUUGUCUCACCUGCUUCUGCGGCUUUUUGUGUUUUCACUGCACUGUCACACUGCUGGGAACAUGUCCGUCUCCGUGCCGCCACCAAAAUGCCUGCAGAAACCUUUGGCGGUUCCUCAUCGCCACAUGUUUGGACCGGGACCUUCCAACGUGCCUCCGCGGAUCUUGGAGGCCGGGGCCAACCCCGUCAUUGGACACAUGCAUCCGGAGAUAUUUGAGAUCAUGAGUGACAUUAAAAGUGGAAUCCAGUACAUGUUCCAGACACGCAACAACAUGACUUUAGCGGUGAGCGGCACCGGUCACACAGCUAUGGAGUGUGCCAUCUUCAACGCAGUGGAGCCCGGCGAAGGCGUCCUGAUGGCGGUCAACGGCAUAUGGGGAGAGCGAGCAGCAGAUAUGGCGGAGAGGAUAGGUGCCAGAGUAAAUACCAUAGUGGCGCCCCCUGGUGGUUUCCUCACUAACGCAGAGAUUGAGCAGGCGUUAUCCAAACACCGGCCCGUGCUGCUCUUCGUUGCACAUGGAGAAUCCUCUACAGGAGUCUUGCACCCUUUAGACGGCGUUGGGCAGCUGUGCCACAAGUAUAACUGCUUGUUUCUCGUCGACUCUGUGGCGUCUGUGGGAGGAACCCCUCUGUACAUGGACCUGCAAGAAAUAGACAUCCUGUACACGGGAUCCCAGAAGGUUCUGAAUGCUCCUCCGGGCACAGCGCCCAUCUCCUUCAGCGAGAGAGCGUGCCAGAAAAUAUUCAACCGAAAGACAAAGCCCGUGUCGUUCUUCUUGGAUCUGAGCUGGCUCGCAAACUACUGGGGAUGUGAUGGCAAGCCGUCAAGAGUAUAUCACCACACAGGUCCAGUCAGUGCAUUUUACUCUCUGAGGGAGAGUCUGGCUGUCCUCGCUGAAGAGGGUCUGGAGAAUUCAUGGGACAGACAUCAGAAAGUGGCGGAGUAUUUCCACACCGGUCUGGAGAACAUGGGACUCAAACUAUUUGUCAAAGAAAAAAAAGCGAGACUGCCUACGGUCACCACUAUUGUUGCUCCGCAUGGAUACGACUGGAAAGAGAUCACAUCCUACAUCAUGAAAACACAUAAUUUAGAGAUUUCUGGGGGCCUUGGACCUUCAGUUGGCUUGGUGCUGCGUGUGGGACUGAUGGGCUGUAACAGCAGCGAGGCCGGUGUUGACAUGGUGCUGGCAGCACUGAGAGACGCUCUGAAACACUGCCACAAGAGCAAAGUGUGAAGGUUGCUGUAAAGAUUACCCUCAAUCAGCUCUACUGUCAUGAGAAGGAAUUAAUAAACCACUGUUCUCAGUAGUCUGUAGCACCUUCUGUCAGGUCUGUGAUCUUCGAUUACCUACUUUUUAAAAUAAAUAUAUUUUCACUGCAAUCUGUGUUUUAACGUUGACAUGGUGGCAGUCAUGGGUCUGAGAACAGAGGGUGUCGGACUGUAAGUCGCCUUGAGGCAAAGUUGUGAAUUGUGAUAUUAGGCUAUGUAAAUAAAAUUGUUUGACUUGA